GCCACCGUGAUGCGCUUGCACUGGCAGCUCAGCGCUACUCAGUAGCUAAGAAGGCCCCAUGAUAGACAUUUUUUGACCUCUAAAUGGAGUAUUCGACUGACGAUGUCACAGCAGCAAGGAGUUUGCAGUUCGCUACGUACAUAUAUACAUCGAUGGCUGCAUUCUGGACCUAUGAUUAUGCAUGCUCACUUCAUGAAGAGUGGUCAUUUUUGCUUCGAUCGCAAUGGAACAAGAUGAAAAGCUUGUAUAUUGUUACAAGAUACCUUCCCUUUAUCCUUCUCAUCACAGAUCUAUAUAUGAGCUUUACCUCGAAUGAGAACCCAGCUAAAUGCGGGAUGUUGGCCAAUAUUAGCUCAGGGUUCGGCAUGCUAUUAGCCGUUUGCUCCGAGUGUUUUUUCAUCCUCAGAACAUAUGCGCUCUGGAACAGAAAUAGAAUCUUGCUCGCAGCCAUCCUGGGCACCUUUUUCUCGUUUCUCGCAGCAUCCGUCAGCAUUACCGUCGACACUACCGUCUCCGCAGCAUAUACGACUAGCCCGAUCCCGGGCAUCACAGGGUGCUACCAGAGUUCAACCAGUGACCAGAUUUUUAUCCCAUUUCUUCUCUUUUCUGUGUUCGAACUGGGACUAAUGAUCCUCACGCUCAUACGCGCCAUACAGAGCUGGCGGAGAAACUCAAGCCGUCUGUACGUUGUCCUGAUGAACCAUAACAUAUUCUAUUAUGCUUGCGCUUUCCUAUUCUCGGUAAUGAACAUCUUUACAUCGCUGCUCCUCCAGGACACCUAUCGGACUGUUUUGAAUGGUUUCCAGUUCCUGACCCUUGCGAUUGUUGCCGUGCGCAUGCACAUCCAUCUCUGGCAGACAAACCAACAUCUAUGUCGUUCAUGGAGCGAGGCUUGGACCGUACAAGAUGACUGGUGGGGGUGGGUUUGGUAG
Suillus discolor is the source of this 932-nucleotide messenger RNA. RefSeq lists its product as uncharacterized. NCBI's taxonomy places the organism in Eukaryota, Fungi, Basidiomycota, Agaricomycetes, Boletales, Suillaceae. The transcript has 16 exons. The coding region runs from base 84 to 932 and encodes 282 amino acids. The record is from RefSeq and is a predicted model, not a curated record.